Anolis carolinensis (green anole) is the source of this 9560-nucleotide messenger RNA. Its product is annotated as vascular endothelial growth factor receptor kdr-like. Gene Ontology annotation, molecular function: transmembrane receptor protein tyrosine kinase activity; growth factor binding; ATP binding. Gene Ontology annotation, biological process: positive regulation of kinase activity; cell surface receptor protein tyrosine kinase signaling pathway; multicellular organism development. The coding region runs from base 486 to 4466 and encodes 1326 amino acids. The record is from RefSeq and is a predicted model, not a curated record. Gene Ontology annotation, cellular component: plasma membrane; signaling receptor complex. Lineage: Eukaryota; Metazoa; Chordata; Lepidosauria; Squamata; Anolidae. The transcript has 30 exons.
CUGGCCAGUGGAUGCUGGGCCUCUCUGGUCCUUUCCUGGGGAGGGAAACGCGUCUCCUUGGGACCCCGAAGUCCAUCCUGAGCCACAUCCCUUCCCUUGGCGACUCCCUUUUCCUGCCUCUCAAGGCCAAGACAAGCGGCAGAAGGCGCAGCUCAGGCUCAGACCUCGCUUCCCAGCAAAGGCAGGAGCAGACCAGAGCCUGCAAACCUUUUUCCCCAAAAAAUAUUAAUUUUCUGGAGCAUCUCCAGGGAGGGCUACAUUUGCAUCAAAGGAGGAAACAGGAGAGGGAGGAAAGUGUCUUUGGCAAGGCAGAAGAAGAAGAGAGGAGAGGAAAGGAUUGAGGACACCCUUUGGGCUCCUUUCCUCCUUCUUUCCAUCCUUCUUUCCUUCCCUCCCUCCAUCCAGAAGCACCUCAGGGUGGCUUCUUUUGGGAAGACUUCUAGUUCUUCCUCUUCUUCUUCUACUUCUCCCCUUUGAAGUUGAAUAUGAUCCCCAAACUCUGGGCUCUUCUCAACGCCUUUCUCCUGCAGGGAUUGCUGGGGCUCCAAGGACUUUCCAUGGGAAAUGGACCAAUGAAACCGGAAGUGGAUUUUGCCGGAGACACGAUUACAGUCGACGCCGGAGAUGCGUUUGCCAUAACUUGCAGGGGCGCGAAGGGCUUGACCUGGGGCUGGAAAAAUGACCAGUUCACAGCCGGCAAGCGGUGGCACACCAAGGUGCAGAAGUGUCCUGACAGAUCAUCGCUGGCCUGCAACAGGCUUGUGGUCAACCGCGCCGUAGCCAAUGACACCGGCUACUUCACCUGCUUUUACAGCCAGCUCUCUUCCAAUGAGGAACUCAAGGCCAAGUUAUACGUCUUUGUCAGAGAUCCCAAAAUUCCCUUUGUGGACAACCCGACGCACCCCGAUGUCAUCUACGUCGAGAACCCGCAGAACGUGGUCACCGUUCCCUGCCGCGUGACCUCGCCGGACAUCAGGCCGGUUCUGCAGCUGCAUACCUUCCCAAGGACAUUCAGCUACGCAAAGAAGGAAUGGGAUCCCAAAAGAGGCUUUCUCGUCACCUCGCCCUCCUUUGAGUUCUUCAGCACCAUGCUCCAGUGCGCGGCCACCCUCAAUGGGAAGACGUACACCUCCUACUACAUCCCACAGAGAGUGGAGAAGAAUGUCUGGAACCUGACCCUAACAGCGACCCCCGAGAAGCUUCUCAUAGGAGACACCCUUCACUUGGAGUGCAAAGCCAAGACCAAGUACAACGGUCGGAUCCCAGUGGUGUGGACAGGCCCUGGGAGCAGUAACUACUAUGCUUCAAGAGUUUUGGACCAGAGUCAGCCUGUCUACAAGGGCUCCAGCAACGUCACCAUCCACAACGUGACCCUGGAAAACAAAGGAACGUACACCUGCAAAGUCUUCAACACAACGCGUGGAGAUCUGACGGCCAGCGUCGCUGUUGCAGUAUAUAAGAAAGCUUUCCUCCGAGUGUAUAAGAAGAAGCAGUAUUACGAGGUCUUGGAAGGACAUCGGUUGCUGAAACUGACUUGGAAAGUUGACGCUGUUCCCAACCCCAGUGUGACCUGGUACAAGGACGGCAAGCCACUGCCUACAAACAACUGCUAUGAACCCGAUCCUGCAAAGUACAAACUAAUCAUCAGGGACGUGAGUGCAAAACAUGCAGGGAACUAUACCAUACUCCUCAACAACGUGAAGCAUGGCCUCUCUAGAAACCACACCAUCCAAGUGGUUGUGUUAGAGAGGCCCAAAAUCUAUGAAAAGGAGACGGAUUUCUACAAGCCGGACUUGGUCUCCAAAGGAGAGGAGCAGAGCCUCCAAUGCACAGCAAGCGGGACUCCGCUGCCCAGCAUCCACUGGGAAUGGGAGCCCUGCAGCCAUGCCGACAGCCAGUGCAAACAGCGUGGAGGGAAAAGCAAGGUGGAAGAGACCAUUGGGAGCGAAGCCACAUACGCGGUGAACAGGAUCAAGAGCAUUAAGAUGAGGACCAUGACGCAUGACGACAAGUUAAAGAUCAUAAGCGUUCUGACGACGGCCACGAGCAACGUCUCUGGGAUCUACUUCUGUGUGGCUUCCAACAAAGUGGGCACCGAAGAAAGAAGGAUUGAGUUCUUCGUCUCUGACAUGCCCUCGAAACUACAGACCGACCCACAGGUCACAGCCAUUGUGGCCAGUGACGUCCAGCUGACCUGCAAGUCCUCCAAGUACCUCUACAGCCACCUCUCGUGGUUUGACCCCACUUUGCAGGAAAUCCCGGAGUCCUUCACCCAGAAGAAGGUGGACAACUACUCCAUCUCGGUGACGCUGGGCCUCCGGAACGUCUCCCAGGCCCAGUCGGGGCUCUACAUGUGCAGGGCCCGGUCUCAUGGCAACAGCACCGAGGGCUUAGAGAAGAGCACCAUGCUCAGCAUCAAGCUUAAGACCGUCCCUCACAUUAUGGAGAACUUCACCGACUUGGAGGUGAACGUCAGCGGGAAGAUCGUCCUUGAGUGCCGGGCCCAUGGGACGCCCCAACCGGUGAUCGCGUGGCUCAAGAACGGCAACCCCAUCGCCCCGGCUUCAGGGAUUUCCAUGGAAAACAACACGCUGGUGAUUGAGCGGGUGAAAAAGGAUGACGAAGGCCACUACGAAUGCAAGGCAGUCAAUGAAAUGGGCCAAGACAGCACCCAGGCCUUUAUUAAAAUCGAAGGCUCAGAGGAAAAGUCCAAUAUCGAAGUCAUCAUUUUGGUUUGCACGGGACUGGCGGCAACUCUCUUCUGGCUUCUCUUGACCCUCUUCAUCCGGAAACUAAGAAAACCGGAUGCCACCGACAUUAAGACGGGGUACUUGUCUAUCAUCAUGGAUCCGGAAGAGAUGCCACUCGAUGAACAGUGCGAACGCCUCCCGUACGACAGCAGCAAAUGGGAGUUCCCACGAGAUCGGCUGCGGCUGGGUAAAACUCUGGGUCAUGGUGCUUUUGGGAAAGUGGUGGAGGCGUCUGCUUUUGGCAUAGAUAAAUCUUCAACCUGCAAAACAGUGGCAGUUAAAAUGCUUAAAGAGUGUGCAACCACCAACGAGUGCAAAGCCUUGAUGUCCGAGCUGAAGAUCCUCAUCCACAUUGGCCAUCACUUGAACGUGGUCAACCUCUUGGGAGCUUGCACCAAGCCAGGAGGUCCUUUGAUGGUCAUAGUAGAAUACUGCAAAUAUGGAAAUCUGUCCAAUUACCUACGAGGGAAACGUGGAGACUUCAUUGCAAGCAAGCCACAGGAAAAUUCAGACCCUGCGGAGAAAGGUCUGGAAGAAUCGAUCAAUGAUUUAACCGAGUUGAUCAAGAGGCGUUUGGAAAGCGUGGCCAGCACUGGAAGCUCUGCCAGCUCCGGGUUCAUCGAGGACAAGAGUUACACAGACUCCGAAGAGGAAGAAGAAGAUGCUGAAGACCUCUACAAGCGGCCCUUGACCUUGGAGGACCUCAUCUGCUACAGCUUCCAGGUGGCCAAAGGCAUGGAGUUCUUGGCCUCAAGAAAAUGCAUCCACAGGGACCUGGCAGCCAGGAAUAUUCUGCUCUCCGAAAACAAUGUGGUGAAGAUCUGUGACUUUGGCCUGGCCAGAGAUAUUUACAAAGAUCCCGACUAUGUGCGGAAAGGCGACGCAAGGCUUCCGCUGAAAUGGAUGGCUCCGGAAGCGAUUUUUGACAAAAUCUACACAACCCAGAGCGACGUGUGGUCCUUUGGUGUGUUGCUGUGGGAGAUAUUUUCUCUAGGGGCCUCCCCAUAUCCAGGGCUGCAGAUCGAUGAGGACUUCUGCCGGCGUCUCAAAGAAGGGACCCGGAUGAGGUCUCCCGAAUAUUCGACUCCAGAAAUCUACCAGACCAUGCUGGAUUGCUGGCACGGCAUCCCAACAGAGAGACCGACCUUCACCGAACUUGUGGAGCGUUUGGGAGACCUUCUUCAGGCAAAUGUCCAGCAGGACGGGAAGGACUACAUCCCGCUCAACAUCACCUUGUGCCCAGACGGAGAGCCCAACCCCAAGGUCUGCGUCUCGGAAGAGAAGGUGAUUGACGGCGUUCAUCGCUGGAGCGCCUUGGAAGCCAAUAUCAACACCAAGAAUCGGCCGCUGAGCGUGAAGACCUUUGACGAGGUGCCGGUGGAGAAGGAGAAGGCGCUGCAUGACGACUGUGAAUCAGACAGUGGGAUGGUGCUGACGCUGGAUGAAAUCAAAAGCCGGAAGAGGCUGGAAAUCCGCUCCUGGCCUUAUGGGAUCAUGGCUCUGGCGAAGAAAGCCAUGGUCCACAAGAGCAAGGAGUCCGUCUUCUCUGAAACCGGACGCGAGCCGGUGAAAUACCGGCGAUCGGCGGCUCCGGAGGCGGAGGAGGAGAGCGCCUUGGAGGAAUCGGUUCUGCUCCCGAUGGAUCCCGGUCUGGAAUGCCACAGCCCUCCGCCCGACUACAACUCCGUGAUCCAGUACGCGGCUCCUCCGGUGUAGCCCUCCGCCUUCUCCAUUUGCAGCCUCAACCUUCCCUUUCUCAAAGCCUGCUCUGAGGACUGAAUGGCAUUAAGAAGAGAGGACCAGUUGCCCAAAAGCACGGCUUUGUCCGUCCUUGGCAUCUGGUCCCUAUGGAAAUCCAUUAACUGCAAACCAUUUGCUGCAAAGCAAGGGCAUAUUUGUGGGACAUCCCUCUUGUUCACUUUCUUGUACCAAAUAUUCUCCCUCUUUGGUCCCUGCACCUCAAAAUCAAUUUCUAAGAUCGGUAAGGUUUCUUAAAUCAGGGAUUGCAGCCUUUGCUUUGCUUGCUUUUCGGCCUCUCUCCUCGCUUUUCCUCCCUCCCGAAAAAGGAUUUGCACUGGCCGACGGACGGACGGCAACAUUUUCUUCGCCACCGUUGAUUUGCUAAGCCAAGAUGGGACUGAAUGUGCCUUCGACAAUCAAUACUCUUUGUGCCUCGUCCACAAAAGGGAUAAUUCCGCAGUUUCGUUCUUUCCAUGACUGUCCAUUUACCUUCCAGCUAAAGAGCUCACAUUUAGUAUAAAACAAGAAUCAUUUUGAAUUGCUUUGUGCAAAGGCCCAUCUUCCAAAUGUCCUGGGAAUUGUGUCUCGGGCUUCUCCACUAAACACGUCUCCAUCUGUCCUUUGCUUUGUGCAAAAGCCCAUCUUCCAAAUGUCCUGGAAAUUGUGUCUCAGCCUUCACCGCUAAACACAUCUUUUGCAAACUAUAGUUCCCAAGUUCCCCAGACUAAAGAUUGCUAACCCUUAGACCAAAACAAAACCCAUGCUGCAGAUGAAGAGAGAGAAAACUGAGGCCUUCCCAACGUUGUUGAAGUAGAUGCCAUGCUUUACUGUUGGCAAGGGCUACUAGUUAAUACCAACUAAAGCAAACCCAUGAAGCCAACCAUUGAAUGGUGAGCCAGUCAAUCCUAUAGAUUCAAUGAGUCUAGUAGAGUCAAGGCUGACAAGGCCAUUUUUAAUGUGAAUUUUUGAUAGUUUUAUAGUUUUUCUACAUAUUGGUAGUAGUGCUAUUUUCAGUAAGCUUCGAAACUAUUGUCUGGGCCCGUUCGGUGUCCAUCCGCACUGUAUACUUAUAGCACUGCGAAUCCACUUUAAAAUCUUGUGCUGUGUCUUUUAGUGCAGCGCUAGGGCUUUCAAAGAAUUCUAAAGAAUUCUAAAUUUCAAAGUAUUUCCUUAGAGGUCAACCAUAAAAGCACUAAACUUACUCAUUCACUCCUGUUUUGGUAUUUUAGGACGAGUUCAUUUCAAUUCUGUGCCCUUGUAAAAAUGCACGAGCCCGAACCUCUUCUUUUUCUUCCUCAGGAAUAUUAUGUUUUACUAGUUACUAGAAGAUAUAACUAGUAAAACAUGAACAGUAAUAUAUGAACAGGAACAUAGAAAACUUCCAGGAUAUAUAAAAUCCAAAAUCAAAGCUUGAACCAGGAACAAGAGAACUCAGGCAUAGCUUCUCACUUUAACACGGUGUUGCCUGAACUGCACUUAGGGUAAACAACUUGUUUAGUAGACAACCAUGAAAGCAUUCUGUUUCCCAUGAUUUUUUUCCACAACUUUCCCUCUGUGAACGACGCAAUCUAUUUUUGGCUCUUGAUUUGUAAACAGACUUUUGUUGAUCUCCGUAGCUGCAGGUAGGUUCCCAUGGGAACCCUCCUCAUCACUCAGCUCUUCAAUGGAUUCCUUAUCUGCUGUUGCUACUUCUGACUUCCAUGAAUGCCCUCGAGGCCCUGCACUUUCCAAGCCAGUUUUCUCACAGAGAGAACCAUCAUUUCCCAGACUUGAGGGCCCACCACUUUAUGCCAUAAGAAAGCUCACAAUCCUCUCUGAAUCAUCCACAGGAAAGCUCACAAUCCUCUCUAAAUCAUCAGUCAAACCAUCAGCCUCUGGUGACUGAUCUGCAACACAUGCUAAGGAACAAAAAAGGGGAAUUGUUCUGCAAUUCCAGGUCACCUGCAAACCUAAGCGAUUGCUAUAUAUUGGAUUCCUGCCACAUCAUUUCAAUCUAUGGAAAUCAACCAUCAGUGGCCCGGAUUUGUGAGUUUUCACUACUGGAUCAAUAAGAAUUACGUCUAUGUUGACUUGCUGGUCAAGCAUUAAGCCAAUGGGCCUGCCCUCCUUGGAUCAAGUAAUAGGAUUUCGAGCAAUAUAGGAGGAAGUUUUCCUUACCGCUCUUAAAGACGUAGGAAAAGCCAGGCUUUUAUACUGCAAAGGUGUGGUUCUAGCUUUGGUUUCAUUGGUUUCGUCUUUACCUGUUUUAUAUUAACCACCUGAAAAUCAAGCUGUACCCAUUGUAUUUUAUACACUAAUAUUAAGUACCUCUGUACCUACUCCCCUUAAUUUAACAUUUGUGUUAUCGGUGUCCAUUUAUGAUUUUAAUAUGUAUCUUGAAAUAGCUAAAAUCUCUCUUUCAGCAGCAGUUGUCUAGGAGUAACACCCAUUGAGCUCAACUCUGGAAGAGAAAGCAUUGCAUCACCUCCCCUUUGGGAUAUCUACUUCACCUCCCUUUGACUGCAACACUGUUUACUUUGUAGAAGUAGUCACCUUUAUAUGCUACUGUUUAUAUUGCAUUUUUUUAAGAGCAGGAAAUUUCCAGACAGAAGGGGAUCCGGUCUCAUUAUUGAGGGUGUCCCCACAGCUUGCAGGACAGGCUCCAGUUGAGAAUAAUCUCCCAAAUAUCCCAUUUUGAGAGUGAUUUUCUGGUUGCGUGGCCCAAAAUGCUCCUUGAAGUCCUCAGAUUUGCUUCUUGAACUCCUUGGAUUUCCAUUUGACUUCUUCUCAAACUAUAUGUCCAUGAGACAGGUCGGCCCAAAAUUCUCCUUGAAGUUCUCAGAUUUGCUUCUUGAACUCCUCGGAUUUUCAUUUGACUUCUUCUCAAACUAUAUGUCCAUGAGACAGGUCGGCCCAAAAUUCUCCUUGAAGUUCUCAGAUUUGCUUCUUGAACUCCUCGGAUUUUCAUUUGACUUCUUCUCAAACUAUAUGUCCAUGAGACAGGUCGGCCCAAAAUUCUCCUUAAAGUUCUCAGAUUUGCUUCUUGAACUCCUCGGAUUUUCAUUUGACUUCUUCUCAAACUAUAUGUCCAUGAGACAGGUCAGUUUUGGAGUGAGUCUCAAGAUUGAUAAGGCCCGUGGCUUUAGAUCAGUGGUUCCCAACCUUUUUUGAUCACUUUGGCCAAGGGCCACUCUCCGACAGUAGUACCAAAAGGGUUACAAAUCAGUUUUUGGUCAACUUUAGAUUCGGCUUGGCUAUUUGGGGUGCUGAUUCAGAAAAUUGCAUUGGAUUUUUUUUAUCAACUUUUUUUUUUUGGUCAACUUUAGAUCCGGCUUGGCUAUUUGGGGUUGCUGAUUCAGAAACUUGCAUUGGAUAGAUCUAGUUUAUUUUAUUUUUUAAAUAUUUUAUUAGAAUUUCAGAUAUUGUAUACAGUGAAAGUGUGAGAAUAAUAAUAGUAAUGGUGAGGUUGCGGGCCACUGGUGUUCCACGGACCACAAAUUGGGAACCACUGAUUUAUAGAGACAGGGUUGGAUUUCCCUUCCCAUGAAACUGGUCUCGAUGCAAGGAGACAAAAAGGCAUCCAAGGCCCAAAGAAGUAUCUUUCUACCACAACUCAGGGAAUUCUUUGUGACUUCAGAGGGUGCACGGCUUACGGCCUUUGUCUCAGGGAUGGAUCUGCAAUGUGUUUCAUCAGACCCAAGACCAGUGAUGUUGUGUGCCUUCCAACAGUCCCACUUUGGGAUGGAUUAUAUCAAUUAGUCCUCUGCCAUCCCACUUUCCCCGCUAAUUUUAAAGUGUCCCGGUUUCUGUCCCCGAAUCCCACUUCCUCUCUUACGUCAGUUGUUGCAAAUGGAGUUCAAAGUAGUUUGCAUGCAAACUACGCUCUGGUGUUGCUUGGCUCCACGCAUCCUGGUUUUCAUCUGCAAAAGCAUGCAAAUGUGAGUAGAUCAAUAGGUACCACUCUGGCGGGAAGGUAACGGUGCUCCAUGCAGUCAUGCCAGCCACAUGAACUUGGAGGUGUCUAUGGACAAUGCUGGCUCUUCGGCUUAGAAAUGGAGAUGAGCACCAACCCCAGAGUCGGUCACGACUGGACUUAACGUCAGGGGAAACCUUUACCUUUACCUAAAUUUUACAAAGGGCAGAGUCUUGCCACUUCCUAUUGGUCAAAUGAUUUAUAGUGGGCUUUAAACGACCCGAGGCUCUGGCGGCACAGCGGGUUAAACUGCUGAGCUGUGGAACUGUCGAAUCUGCCAAGUGGGGUGAGCUCCCAUUGUUAGCCCUAGCUUCUGCCAACCUCAAAAACUUACAAAUGUGAGUAGAUCAAUAGGUACCGCUUAUUGGCGGGAAGGUAACAGCGCUCCAUGCAGUCAUACCAAGGAGAUGUCUAUAGACAACGCUGGCUCUUCGGCUUAGAAAUGGAGAUGAGCACAACCCUCCCAGAUGGACUCGACUGGACUUAAUGUAAAUGUAAUGUUUACCUUUACUAGAUGGCCCAGGGAGACCUAAUAGCUUGGCAAAGGUGCCCCGUUAUGGAGACUUGAGGGCAUUUGGAGGCCAAAAUAUUCACUCUUAUUUCUGGGAAGUGAAGCCUUCCAAGGUCUAGGCAUCAAAUCUGUUCUCCAAGGUGCUGAAACUUAUCCCCAAAGUCGAUUUAGCAAGUCGGAUAGCUCCUUUACAGGGACCCAUAACCCAGAGUGGAUUCGCCACUUCUACCAGUCUUUUCUUAGACAAGUAAAAUAAGGCGAUUGUUUGAAAAGACUGUUAGGACAAUGGGCCAAGCAAAAGCUCCCCUAACCUUUUGACAUGUUUCAUCAGGCCUAAACCUGAGACCAAUGAUGUUGUGUGCCUUCCAACAGAUCUUAGUGGUUUUUAAUGGUGUUCUUGAGAAAAGUCUGAAAGGUGAUUGAGACAAAUUUCAAUAAGUCCGUGACUCGUUCUACCCAAAACACGAUGGAAUCCGUUUUGAGACCGAUCCCUGGCUGUCUGAAGAAUGUAUGCACUGUCAAACCUGCUCUUGUUAUGUAGCCAACAAUGUAUUGUAAUUAUUAACCAAAAUAUAAAUUAAAAGGAUUCUAUAUUUAUACAGCUUGA